GUCGAUCAUGGAGGACGAGACGUAUAUGGACGAGGCGACGUCGGGCGUCGUCAUGGCGGUCAACAUCCGCCACAAGAAGACGCAGAACGAGGUCGGCGUCGCCGUGCGCCGGCCCCGCGCCCGCAACUCGUGCGUCCGCAACGCUGACGGCGAGGACAAGAACCAGUGGGAGCUUGUCCUGUACGCGUUCACGGACUGUAACCAGCUCUCAACGCUCGACAACCUUCUCGUGCAGGUGAGCCCGACCGAGUGUAUCGUCUCGGACACGACCAACGACACCGAGGCCAAGCCGCUGCGCCUGCUGCUACAGGCCCACUCGAUCGAGCGCGUCGUCGCACCCAAGGCCCGCUUCAAGCACGUGGCGUCAGUCAUGGAAACCCACCUCUGUCGCUUGCUGGGCGUCUCGUCCGUUCUGGCUUCGCACCGCCAUGAGCUCGAGAUGGACCUUGCGAUGGGCGCGCUUGCCUGCGUGCUCGAGUCGCUCUCGGUUCUCACGGACGCCGAUGGGUUUGGCACGUACUCGCUCUCGAUUGGCGACAUGGACUCGUUCUUGCAGCUCGACCGCGCCGCCUUGACAGCGCUUAAUCUGCUGCCUGACCCGCUUCUCGCGGGCAACACGACCAUCUCGAACGGCAGCAUCCUCGAGCUUCUCAACCGCGGCAAGACCGCGAUGGGGAAACGCCUCCUCGAGCGCUGGAUCCGCAUGCCCCUCGUUGACGCCGACCAGAUCGCUGCGCGCCAAGACGUGGUCGAGCUCUUUGUCGACGAGUCGAGCUUGCGCAUGGAACUCCUCGACGAGUGUAUGAAGUCGAUGCCGGACCUCGAGAAGCUCGCGCUCGCGCUCGACAAGCAGAAAAAUGUCAAGCUCGACGCCCUCGUCGCGGUCUACGACGCCGCCAAGUACGUUUUUCCACGUGUGCUUGCGGCCAUCCGCCCGCACGACCGCCUCCAAGCGUCGUUCACGACGCCGCUCGCCAAGGUCGUCGACGACUGCGCCGGGUACAUCUCGCUCAUCGAGGAGCUCGUCGACUUGAACGCGCGGCCGCACGUGACCGUGAACGCCAAGCACGACCCGGCGCUCAUGGAGCUCAAGCGCAGCAUGCAAGAGACCGAAGCCGAGAUCCAAGACGAGCACGAGCGCGCCCGCGACGACAUUGGCGGCGACAUCAAGUGCGAGAAGGACAAGGUCCGCGGCUUCGUCUUCCGCAUCAUCGACAAGAAGCAGGAGGAGCGCGUGUCCAAAGUCCCCGGCGUCCACAUCUGCCAAGUGCUCACCAACGGCUUUUACUUUGUCACGCCGACGCUCAAGGCGCUCGCGAAAGACCACAUGGGCUUUGUAAAGGAGUACGAGGUGCGCCAAGCCCACAUUCUGUCGGCGGCCAUCGAGGUCGCGGCCACGUACGUGCCGGUCGUCGAGUCGGCCGCGAAGCUCGUCGCCGCCCUCGACGUCCUCCUCGGGUUUGCCCACGUGGCGUCCCACGCGAGCUACUGCCGCCCGGUCCUUGGGACGUCGGCGGUGGCGCUCCAGCACGCGCGGCACCCGUGCGUCGAGCUCCAGGACGGCGUCGAGUUCAUUCCCAACAACAUUGAAAUGGACGCCAAGAGCUCGCGCUUCCAGUUGCUCACGGGGCCCAACAUGGGCGGCAAGUCGACGUACAUUCGGUCGCUCGGUGCGAUUGCCGUCAUGGCGCAGAUUGGCAGCUUUGUGCCGGCCUCCUCGGCCAUGCUGCCGAUCAUGGACCGCCUCCUCGUGCGCGUGGGCGCCGGCGACAUGCAGCAGCGCGGCGUCUCGACGUUCAUGCUCGAGAUGCUCGAGGCGUCCGUCAUCUGCAAGAAGGCGACCGCCAAGUCGCUCGUCAUCAUCGACGAGCUCGGCCGCGGCACGUCGACGUACGAUGGCUUUGGCCUCGCGUGGGCGAUCUCCGAGCACCUGCUCGCGCGCGGCUGCUGGUGCGUCUUUGCGACGCACUUUCACGAGCUCACGGCGCUCGCGACGGGGCAGACGCACGCCGGCAUCGUCAACAAGCACGUGACGGCCGUGACGACGAGCGACGCGAUCGCGAUGGUCUACGAGGUCCGCGACGGUCCGUGCCUCGAGAGCUUUGGGAUUUACGUGGCCGAAAUGGCGGGCUUUCCAAAGGACGUGGUCGCGCACGCCAAGCGCAAGGCGAAGGAGCUCGAGCACUUUGAGAUGCCCAACCCGCGCAAGAAGAAGACGCGGGCCGACCCGGUCGGGUUUCGCGCCGCCUUUGCAUCGUUGCCGCUGAGCACGAUGAGCGACGCUGACGUCGUGGCGGCCGUCAACCAGCUCCUUGACGCGUAGACUCACAAAUACACCAUGUUGUGUGAAGCGAGGGAGCGGCCAGCAUGAGAGCGCAAGAGAGGAGGACGACGACGAAGAAGAAAGCAC
Molecule: messenger RNA, 2410 nt
Organism: Saprolegnia parasitica CBS 223.65
Lineage: Eukaryota; Oomycota; Saprolegniomycetes; Saprolegniales; Saprolegniaceae
Exons: 2
Coding region: 8-2323 (771 amino acids)
Biological process (GO): mitotic recombination; mismatch repair
Cellular component (GO): nucleus; MutSalpha complex
Molecular function (GO): ATP-dependent DNA damage sensor activity; mismatched DNA binding; ATP binding
Source: RefSeq, a predicted model, not a curated record